Tuber melanosporum (Perigord truffle) is the source of this 3791-nucleotide messenger RNA. RefSeq lists its product as uncharacterized. NCBI's taxonomy places the organism in Eukaryota, Fungi, Ascomycota, Pezizomycetes, Pezizales, Tuberaceae. The coding region runs from base 1 to 3252 and encodes 1083 amino acids. The record is from RefSeq and is a predicted model, not a curated record. The transcript is spliced from 6 exons.
AUGUCUGUUCCUCGCGAUGGAAACUCCGCUCGCCGAAAGAGCUUCGCUUUCUUUUCCCGACCAAACAACUCCCCGGAAACCGACAUCGGCACCUGGCCCGUCAGGGAGUUGAUCACGAAACAGAGGCCGAAGUCUGCAUUCUUCACAACCGGUGGCACUGGAUAUGAAGAGGUUGCUACUGUGGUUUGGACAAACAUAGGUUCCCGCCCCAGAGUUCUCACGAAAACCCCUGGUCAGCGUCCCAAAUCAAUGUUUGCACCCUUGAGGAGUAGGGACCCUGACAGUCCCCGAGCGGAAUCGUCUGCAAGCUCUUCAAUCGAUUCCUCACACUCGGACACCAUGCACCCCUUGCGUCCGAGCAGCAGGGUUAUCGUCCACUCGGGGGAGGUGGUUUCAGGCGGUGGUCUUUUGCGAAGGAAAAAGGAAUUUAUGGUUUUGACUACAGAUGAAUUGUUAAGAUACAAGUCGGAAUCCAAAGCUAGCGAGGCUUUUGGAUUGAGUGCACGAUCACCAACGACUGGGAGGACGUCUUCGAUUGGUUCAGCCGGGGACUUGGUCAGUGAACAUGCUUUGAUCACCAUGAUGAAUCAGGUGGUUGCCGUCUAUCGGUCCGGCUGCGAAGGGGAGCUCGCUUGCUCCGUCCAAGUUGAUCACCUCGACGACGCCAAUGGAACGCCUUCCUCGACAAUUCUACAAGUUGGGUCAUCUAGGGAAGCUCAGGAGUGGUUGGAUAUAUUACGCCAGGUAUCGCAGACUUGCAGGUCCGUCAGGCCACCAUUAGCAUUUUCAGACUCUACCGUUAAGCAUAUCGCACGCCGACUUGAAGCGGAGAAGGACUAUUCGCCAGCGCACUUCCAAAUUUUUAGAACCGUUCAAAGGUGUGGAAAGGCCCAGGGGAGAACUGGAUCAAGUGAUGAUCUGCACAAGAUGUACUCGACCACUUGCUACCUCGUCAUCGGAAUCCACAAGGUUCACUUUAUUCCCGUGCCCAAGUGCCCUUCCAACAACAGUAGGAGUACAACUUCGCUCGUUUCUACCGCGACGCCAAGCUCUCACGGAAUUCUAAAUCUUGUUGGGAUCGCAAUUUCGGAUGUGGACGAUUCCUUCACCCUAACCUUCAGGUUCCCCUACAGAUCGCCGCAGAGGGUUCACCUGGCUUCUACUGAGGCUCCUGAAAUUAUUCAGUCAAUCCGCCAAGCCGCAGAGUUCCUACGUCCUAACUGGCUCAUCCCUCCAUUUUCCGUUGAUAUACCGGAGAAUAUGAAGGACGAAUCAAUUCCGGAGAUCCCUCCGACCCUGGAUGAUGACUAUAACGGCUUUGACCGUACCCUAUCUGCUUACUGUACGGCUUAUGAUUUGGAUGCUUCAAACAUUGUCUAUGGAAUCCAUACCGAGGUAGAGGAUUCUCCUCAAUUCGUACUCUACCCACCGGCAUACUCCAGACGGCGCCAAUACACGGAUUUGGAGUUGCUUGCGGUCAUGAGGUCACUGAGAUGGAACGAGGCGUUUGCCUCCUUGUCAUUUCACGGGAUUAGCCUAGAGCCGUUGCACGGCGUAGUCGAUAUGCAUGGCACAGAGAACGAACCUAAUUGUACUCGAUCAGGACGGCCAAUCGGCAUCAAGUCAACUGGCAGCAAGAGGUCUUCGCUUCUGAUACACGAAAUUCGGGCACUGGCCCUAUAUAGUAGCAAGUUACGAAAGUUGGAUGUCUAUGAGUGUAUAAAACGGAAAGAGCGUAGGGAAGAUAUUACCGGGACUCCUUCCCCCGAGGGCGGAUGCGGUAUUGUGGAAGCUGUAAUGCCGUUGUGUCGGAGAGGUUUAACGAACUGUGACUGGUUUGAUCUGACGGGAAUCGAGUUGGUCGAAUCGGAUCUUGAUUGGCUCGUUGACGCCGCCGCCUCUAGGCUUGCCCACUUCCGUGGUUUCGAGCUUGAGCGCUGUGGCUUGACGGAGAGGAUGAUGACCCUGUUCCUCAAUGCGCUAGCUACUCACGAGAACACCUUGGAGUCGUUGAACCUAUGCGGGAACCCCGGCCGGAUACACGCGCCUAGUCUCAAUAAUUCGAUGUCCUAUUUCCCAUUUCUCAGGAAGUUGAACCUUUCACGCCUUCUGCGGACCUCUGGUGAGGACCCACUGCUCACGGCAGAGACGCUACUAAGAUGGAGAUUGGAAGACUUGGACCUAAGCGAAACAAAGCUUAACAAGGAGAGUAUUGACGCUGUGGCUGCGUAUCUCGCUAGCCCGCAAUCCGAUUCACUUCGCCACCUGACUCUUACUCAGUGCGGCUUGACGUCAAGGGAUGUUGCUGUGUUCAUGCGUUCAAUGUCACGAGCCCCAGGGAAACCAAGAAAUAUGCACCUUUACGUCGGGCAGAACCCGCUUUCGGGGUACCACGAUGAAUUGCUUGGAUGCAUUCUUUCAGGGACUACUCCAACCCAUUUAACAAUGCGAAUGGUAGACUACCCUAAGGAAGAAAUGUUUCGAGAGUUUGUAGCGGCAAUGACCGCUAACAAGACCAUCACUUUUCUCGAUAUAUCCAAGGUCUCUUUGCCAUAUGAGGCCGGCCAAGAGACGUGCGCCGCUCUGGGCGCCCUAUUCGCGAAUAAUUCCACCCUGAGAGAACUAGAUAUAUCUGGGGAGCAAGCUGUUCUGGAGAGCGCUAGUUUGGGAGCUGGACUUAUCAAUGCCCUGAGCCGGCUAUCCGAGAGCAAGACCCUAGAAAUUCUAAGGAUUGAACUACAAUCACUCGGCACUCCCGGAGCGAUGGAGUUGGCAUCAAUGUUGACAAAGAACACCGCAAUCAAGGAAAUUCACUGCGAGAUGAAUGAGAUUCAUCUUCAAGGCUUCUCCGCCAUGGUUAACGCUAUGGAACAGAAUAAAACAUUACUAUAUCUCCCCCGCAUGGACCGCGACAGAGCUGAGCACGUCAAAUUCCUCAAGGACAAGUUGUUUCAGCCCACUAAAUCUGCAGUUAAAUCGGCACCCAGGGACCAUAAAGGGGGGGAUGGGAAGAAGGAACAUCGCCACAAGAAGUUGAGAAGGUUGAGCAAAUGUGAGAAGAAGAAGGUUGCCUUUGCGGAUGAUGUAUUGGGGGCCACCGGGGCGGAGCAAAGCCUAAUGCUCCUUGAAGAGAAGUGGGAGAGCGAGGCGCAGAAACUUGUCAAGUUUCUGGCCAGGAAUGCGCAGUUGCAUCACGAAAAAUGCAACGACGGGCGCAUGGAGAGUUCGAUGAGCGAUUUGCCUUUGUUUUGAUUCUUUUCACAUUCUUUAUUUCCCCAUCAUUGGCCCCCUUUAUCCUCUUUCCCUGCUACCCCUCAGUUCUGCUUGACCAGUGAGCAAACAAAAACACCUUGCUACUAAAAAGUCCCUUUCCACCUUUCUCUUCCCUGUUUUAUAUAUUUCAUCGGCAUUUUUAUUGUUUCCAUAGUUUGCAUUUCAUCGGGUUCGGUAUUUUCUUCUCAUAUGCUGUAUUUCUUUUCCUUUCCUGGGUCGGAUGCAUAGGUGAUGGAGUUCUCGUUCAUUGCUUUCGGUCUCUUUCUUCUUCCUUUUCUUUUCACCUCCCUUCCCUCGCACCCAUUCGCCCAUCUUUCCACACACCGGCACGUAUGCCUACAGUACUUGCAGCGAGUGGAAAGAGAGCACCAAAAAAAAAAAAACAUUACUCUUUUAUCAGGCCUGGCGUUUCCAUACUGGUGGUCCCAGCCACCCUACCCUACAGUUUGUAUAUACCACGGCGCACGCAGUAUCCAAAAGAUGUACAAAAAAUGUACUCGUUGCAUUGUCUCCUUCUA